Molecule: messenger RNA, 1914 nt
Organism: Antechinus flavipes (yellow-footed antechinus)
Lineage: Eukaryota; Metazoa; Chordata; Mammalia; Dasyuromorphia; Dasyuridae
Gene: DAP3
Product: death associated protein 3
Exons: 11
Coding region: 24-1151 (375 amino acids)
Biological process (GO): apoptotic process
Cellular component (GO): mitochondrial ribosome; mitochondrial small ribosomal subunit
Molecular function (GO): structural constituent of ribosome
Source: RefSeq, a predicted model, not a curated record
UUGGACCCAGACGCUUACUGCACAUGAACAUCAGGGCAUUGCAAAGCAUUGCUGUCGGUCUAGAUGCCCAGGUUCCAGGUGAAAAAUCCAGAGCCAUUUCUAGAACUCAGGAAAGUGACCCGGCCAAGCAUGGGGAACAGCAUCUGUCUCAACAUUACAACAUUCCUCUGGAAGAAGUGAAGACUAUCUUCCCACAUGGAUUUCCCCCUCGUUUUGGAAUGCAGGUGAAGACUUUCAAUGAAGCCUGCCUGAUGGUGCGGGAGCCAGCCCUAGAGCUCCUGCACUACUUGAAAAAUACAAACUUUGCCAAUCCUGCUAUCCGAUAUGUCCUCUAUGGAGAAAAGGGCACAGGAAAAACUCUUAGUCUUUGCCAUGCAGUGCAUUUCUGUGCAAAACAGGACUGGCUAAUAAUGCAUGUUCCAGAUGCUCACUCUUGGAUGAAAAAUUGUCCAGAUCUUCUGCAGUCUACCUACAACAAAGAACGUUAUGAUCAACCUGUGAAAGCUUCAACCUGGCUAAAGAAUUUCAAAACCUCAAAUGAGCAGUUUCUAAACCAGAUCAAAAUCCAACAGAAGUAUAUCUGGAACAAAAGGGACAGCAUAGAAGAGGGCAGACCCCUUGGAGAAGUAGUUGAGCAGGGCUUAACUAGAGUCAAAAAUGCCAGUGAUGCUGUUGGGAUUGUGAUGAAAGAACUGAAGAGACAAAGUUCUUCCGGUUCUUUCCGCCUUCUGGUGGCAGUGGAUGGUGUCAAUGCUCUGUGGGGGAGGACCACAUUGAAAAAAGAAGAUAAAAGCCUGGUUGCCGCAGAGGAGCUGACACUUGUUCAUAAUAUGAAGAAGAUGUUGAACAAUGAUUGGCAUGGAGGGGCUAUCGUGAUGAGUCUGAGCCAGACUGGCUCUCUCUUUAAACCCAGAGCUGCCUAUUUGCCCCAAGACUUGCUAGGAAAGGAAGGUUUUGAUGACCUAGACCCCUUUGUUCCCAUUCAAGUUUACAAUUACACCCCCAAAGAGUUUGAAAGUUGUAUUCAGUAUUAUUUGGAAAACAGAUGGCUUCAGCACGAGAAAGCACACACAGAAGAAGGAAAAAAGGAGCUGCUUUUCCUUAGUAACUCGAAUCCCUGGCAGCUCGAACGGCUCUGUGCUUAUCUCUAAAUCGCCCAUCUCCAUCAGGCCUGGUGCUUGGUAGGUGUCACUCUGAAUCAGAAGGAAAGUCUUCCUCCAGAGGCAGCUAGCUCCAGGUCUCAGGGCUUGGACCCCACAUCUGGCCAGGCUUCCUUUGGAAGUGCCUACAGCAGCUGAAGAUUCCAUCCCUGGUCUUGUUGUCGUAUCAGAAUGUGGACAUUGAGCAUUGUUCUCCAAAGCAGGAUCCUGUGAUCCUUCUUAAAAGAAAAAUGUCAUUGGGUUUAUGAUAUGACAAACACUGGCUAAGCCUUAGUCUUCUGGCUGAGUCUGUAUUGGUGUCUACAUGUUCUCAGUAAAGAGAAUUGCUGGAUUAUUGUGCUUUCUGUAUACAAUACAGUUCAGGAGAUGGAGAUAACUUCCAUUCCUCGUCAGCCCACCCCAUACACACAUGCAUAAAUUCUACCUUUUUUUUUAAUUCAAGUUCUGCCUUUGCUUUCUUCACUUACUAGGCUUAUAUGACUUGGGUUUUUAUAAUAUCUGAUUUGAAUGGUUGCUACAUAGAGGGGGAAAAAACCAAAAAAGGCAAUAAAGCAGCUCUUCUUCCUCUUGACUAUAAAUGAGUUAAAAGACUUUACAUUUAGACUUUAGUGAUUGAUACUGGAGUAGGGAAGGAUUCAGAAGUGAACCAAGAGACCUUCCUGAGGAACAAAAGCACACAUCAGCCAUAACCCUCUUGACUGUGGGUGGCAAAUCUAUGUUGGAGAAAGAAUAAAGAUCCUGGAUUCAAACCCCA